AUGAGUGAGGUUUCCAAAGAUUCCUUACGGAGGAUCCUGCUGCAGCUCGACUGCCAUUUUACUUGGAUGUUGCUGAAGGAGGACAUCAGUCCCAAGGACCUGGAGGAAAGAAUAGCGGAUCAAAUUGAAUUUUUGCCCUCCAAAUCCAAAAUCCAGAAUUACAAUCUUCUGGCCUACGUGAACCAUUUGAACGGUGAGAAAGAAGCUGCUCUGGAAAAUUUGCAGAAAGCCGAAGAGGCAGUGCAAACAGAGCGUCCAGAGGAAACAGAAAAAGCAAGUCUUGUUACCUGGAGCAACUAUGCUUGGGUGUACUACCACAUGGGCCAGCUUGAAAAGGUACAAGAGUACAUAAAGAAGGUGGAAUGUGUCUGCAAAGAAAACGGGAGCACCUUUUCUUAUAAAAUGCAGCUCCCAUAUAUUUACUGUGAAAAGGGGUGGGCGCUCCUCAAAUUUGGGGAAAAUUAUUAUGGAAAGGCCAAGGAGAGCUUUGUAAAGGCACUGCAGGAAGAGCCCCAAAACCCAGAAUUUAAUUCUGGCUAUGCCAUCACAAUAUACCGUAUGGAAGAUUAUUACGGGAAAAAAUCCUCAGCAGAAGGGUCGUCGCUGGAGCCCUUGAGACGAGCAGCAAGUCUGAAUCCCGAUGACCCUUUCGUUGUGCCUAUCUUUGCAGUGAAACUGCAGGAUAUUGGUCAACCUGAAGAAGGGGAAAAGUACAUUAAAGAAGCACUUGAAAAGAAUCCAGACCUUCCCUAUGUACUGAGGUAUGCUGCCAAAUUUUACAGGAGAAAAGGGGAUGUCAUUAAAUCCCUGGAGUUUUUGAAAAAGGCGUUGGGGUUGACCCCAAACUCCAGCUUUCUGCACCAUCAGAUUGGCAUUUGUUACCGAACGCAGUUCUUAAAGACGAAAAUGGGCAAAUGCCAAGCCAGAGAACAGAUGGAGGAGCUGAUCAGACUUUGUAUUUUUCACUUCCAAGAGGCGGCAGAGCACAAAACCAAGUUUGUCUACGCUUAUCUGGACCUGGCCGGCAUGUAUGUAGAAGCAAAACGUUUUCAGGAAGCAGAGGAAACGUUUCAGAAAGUAUUUGCGAUGACCAGGCUUCAACAGCACCUCCACUUCUCGUAUGGCUGCUAUCAGCUGUUCUCAAAAAAUUCAGAAUCGGAAGCUGUGGAACACUAUCUGAAAGGGCUGAAAAUUGAAAAAGAAUCCUUUCCAAGAGAAAAGUGCAAAGCUUCUUUGAAGAAACUAAUGGAAAAGAAAAUCAAGAAAAGUCGAGGAGACGCAGAGAGCUUUGGCAUCCUCGGAUUCAUUCACCAACUCAGUGGGGAAAGGCGACAAGCUGUUGAGUGCUAUGAACAAGCCCUAGAGAUGGACCCUGACAAUGAAGAAUACCUAAGCGCUCUCUGGGCCUUGAGACUUUCUUUACAAAGCUAAAC
Euleptes europaea (tarantolino) is the source of this 1433-nucleotide messenger RNA. Its product is annotated as interferon-induced protein with tetratricopeptide repeats 5-like. The record is from RefSeq and is a predicted model, not a curated record. Gene Ontology annotation, cellular component: cytosol. Gene Ontology annotation, molecular function: protein binding. Gene Ontology annotation, biological process: defense response to virus. NCBI's taxonomy places the organism in Eukaryota, Metazoa, Chordata, Lepidosauria, Squamata, Sphaerodactylidae.